Messenger RNA from Rhodamnia argentea, 324 nucleotides. RefSeq lists its product as uncharacterized. The record is from RefSeq and is a predicted model, not a curated record. The transcript has a single exon. Bases 1 to 324 code for a protein of 107 amino acids. NCBI's taxonomy places the organism in Eukaryota, Viridiplantae, Streptophyta, Magnoliopsida, Myrtales, Myrtaceae.
AUGGAUCAGGAGAGGGAUGACUCGAUGGAGGACAUGCUCGAAUCCAUCCCUCCUUCGUUGACGAUGAUGAACCCUCAGAACAUGAAGCUGCACCUCCCGAAGCCGUCGGCCACAAGUUACGGCGCAUUCUUCGAGCACGAGCAGAACCUUUUCGAAGGUAUGAUGGGGGCUAACGGUGGAGGCGCCAUCGCCGGGAACGCGAUCUCUCACCUCGCAUCACCCUUGGGCUUAAAGCCAAAAUUGACCAUGGUCCAAGUGCCCAACGGUUCGACCCCUCUUCCCUUGAAGCGGUCGCUUCACUCGACACUCGCUCUAUUGGAAUGA